CCACCCAGGGCUAGCCUCCUGGGUGGGAUGGAAAGCAUAAGCCUCCAGGCCCACAAGGUUUACAGGGGGGAAACGGGAUGGACCUUAUUUCAGGGGUAGAGUAUCCAGUUUGCAUGCAGCAAGUCCUAGGUAUAUUCAGUGAAAGACUCUCCUGAAGAGCCGCUGCCAGUCUGUGUAGACAACACUGUACUGCAGGAAUUCUGCAUCAGGCCAUUAGCUCCGAGGCGCGCUUUUCCUACUGAAACUCAGAUGGGCUAAACUCGGCCUCCGUGGCGCCCGUUCCGGAUUGCGCCCGCCUUCCGGAAGAGCCCGGCCCGCCCCCACGUGCUCCUAGGCGGCGUGGCCUCGCCAGUCUCUUUCCUCUGAGCUACAAUGGCCGGGUCUGGACGCUUGGUGGGUCUGAGGCGGGUGGCUGCUCGGCUGGCGGCGAGAGAGGCAGAAGGCAAACUGCCCGAGGAGCAGCCGGAGGUGGAGCAGGAGGUGGAGAGGUUGCUGAAGCGCCAGGAGAAGGCGAUCCGCCUGCGAAAAAUGCAGAGGCUGAUGGAACCGCGCGGGCCCCCUGAGCGCACCUUGACCCGCCAGGCCAUGGAGCAGAUCCGGUACCUGAGCCAGGAGCUGCCGGAGGAGUGGCCCGUCUCCCGCCUGGCGCGGAGCUUCCAGGUGGAACCCGGGGUCGUUCUUCGAGUCCUCCGGAGCCGCUUCUCCCCUUCACCGGAGCGGAGAGCUAAGCAAGACGCCAAGGCCGCCGCCGCUGUGGCCUCGACCCCCGAAAGCAGCGCCCGCCCCAGGAUCGUCGUUGCCACCGAGGCCGCCGGCCGUCUACUUUCCGCCCCUGGCGCUGCGGCGGCGCUCUCCCGGCCAGUCGCCCCCAGGGCGGCACGUGCGGGCCCCUCUGCGCCGGAGAAGCAGCAACAAAAGCAGCAGCAGGAGGAGGAGGAAGAAGACGAGGAGGAGGAAGGUCGGGGUUGGCGGGGGCCGAGCCCGGCGGAGCUGGAAGCGAUGGUGGCUGAGGGCACCUGGGAGUCCCAGCUGAAAGUCGUGCAGAAGGGCCGAGAGUUCUUCGACAGCGAUGGGAACUUCCUCUACAGGCUUCCCCAAACCCAGCAGGCCUGAGCAUCUGGCAGUGCUGGAAGGCACUGGCCUCUUUUUGCAUGUCAAGGGCAAUACCUUGUCUGGAUUGUCCCUGUAGCUAAAAUGGCCACAUCCAGCUCCUAAAAAGGGGGUGGGGUCCUGUUGUGGUGGAAAGUGUUGUGGCGCCCCUCCUCACUAGAGUCAAAAGCUGGGACUUCCUGCUCAGAUUCUGCUCCCAGGCAGCUAGGAGAACUCUGCUGCCUGCAGUACAAGGGACCAUCCUUGCCUAGGCUUUUUCUGUCUGCUCAGAGCAGAAUCAUCAAGCAUUGAGAGGUGGACACCAGGCUUAUAUAAAGGGUCCUGCUGAGUUUCGCCUUUACAAAGUGCUGUGAUGCAGGUGGUUAGAAUUUCCCUUGGACACAUGCAGAUGAGAGACUCAGAAAGAGCCAUGUGGCCCUGCAGGGACUCAGCAGUAGUGACUGCAGCAACAGCAGCAAGGUCUCCCAGGCCUAUGAAAGCAAGUGCAUGAUGAUAAGCCUCCAUGCCUUUCUGAAAGCAUUUUGGAAGGGAUUAAUAGCUUGGGAUUCUUAAAGUUCCUCAGAUGCCUGCUACCCCUUCUUGAGAGGAAGCCCCAGCCACAUACUAUGAAAAGCAGGUUGGGGAAGCUCACUUACUCUUUUAGUGUAGAAGUUGGUAGGUUGUUGCUUGGUUUUUUUGCAGGCGCCAGAGAAGUAAUUCUUAGCAAACUGCCCAGCUAACCUGGGCACUCAGCCCCUCCUAACCUGCUGCCCUCCUGGUGUUCAGGACUACAAUUCCCAUUGGCCCCAGCCAGCACAGCUGAUAGGAGCUAGUCCAAAAUAUCUGGAGGGUACCAGGCUGGGCUAGCGAGGCCCUGCUUGAAUGUCUGUCUCGUGGCUGGUGCGUGAAAGGGUAGCCCAUAGGCCCAGGGCUUGGAAGUGCCUUGCCUGCCCUCUCCCUCCAAUUACUUGGAGCUGGGUGAAAGCUGUGCUCUUGCAUUGAGGCCUCAUUUGGGUGCCAGAACGCUCCUGCCUGCUCCUUGGUGACAGUUUGGCCCUUCAGAUCAUGAAAAUAGUUACCUGGGCAGGAUUGGUGGCAGGACACAGCACAAGCAAUUAAAAGGAUUUUUAUGGAUAAAAUUCUUCUCAGCCUAAUAGGAGGGAUCCAUAUUCUGUGCUCCUACCCACGUCUGUCAUGUCAAACAAGCCCAAACCAAUUCAUCCUGAGCAUGAGGGAAUUCCUAUGUGAGGAGCAUGAAGUGCCUGCUGUCAGAGGGAAAUGACUUUGUGAUCCUCUUAGCAAUGAUUUGGGAUGAUCAAUAAAAGUGCAAGAUCUGUAGGGUAAGAGGAGUGAAGAAGAUGUGAGUGUGCUCUACCCUUAAAAACCUCAAGUUUUUCUUUUCUUGAUGGGUUUUUAACAUAAUGUAAAAGAUUGUGCUACAGGCAGAGGGGUCUCCCGUUUGCUGGCUUGGUGGAAUACUCUUAUAGGCUUCUAAAGCUGAGGUUUCAGAGUUCCCAUUCUAAUCAAUAGGAGGGGAGGGUGCUCCACUGCAUGUUUCUUUGGUGAAUGGGAAGCACAUGAUUGUCUUUGCUUCCCUCUGCCCUCAGCAGAGAAGAAGAUGAGUGAGGCUGAAAAACCCAGGAAAAGAAAGUAAGCUAUACUGGGCAAGGCUCACCUUUGUGGAAUUGGCGUUGCUCUUAGGAAGACUUCAUGGGACUGGAAAAAAUGGGAUACCAAUAUGCUACAUAAAAAGUCUUCACUACUCCUGUGGCAUGGAAGUGGAAGCAGGAAAAUAAAUUUACACUUUCCAAGUUCAUGAGUGAAUUAUAAGCAAUAAAGAUGUGAGACAGUCUCAGCUCAAAAGUUUUUUUCUAGUGUUUCUUACAGCUUUUUCUACCCUCAAAUCCUUAUUUAAGUAAUAAAAUACUUAAAUAUUUCAAGUUAA
Molecule: messenger RNA, 3034 nt
Organism: Podarcis muralis (Common wall lizard)
Lineage: Eukaryota; Metazoa; Chordata; Lepidosauria; Squamata; Lacertidae
Gene: NGRN
Product: neugrin, neurite outgrowth associated
Cellular component (GO): nucleus
Source: RefSeq, a predicted model, not a curated record